GUUGCGGCUAGGAGCAGGCGCCACAGCAGGCAUCAUUGCCAUGUCCGCCACAUACCCCAUGGACAUGGUCCGAGGGCGCCUCACAGUGCAGUCCGGCAGAAAAGGCGAGCAGCGCUACAAGGGCAUGCGCCACGCCGCGGUGACUAUAGUGAAGGAGGAGGGCGUUCGCGCCCUCUAUAAGGGCUGGUUGCCAUCCGUUAUUGGUGUGAUCCCCUACGUGGGUCUCAACUUCGCAGUGUACGAAACCCUAAAGGACUGGCUUGCAAGAAUGUACGCGACUCAGCAGCCCGAGCAGGCGGAGCUCUCAGUCCUCACCAAGCUGGCGUGUGGGGCGGUGGCGGGAACGCUGGGGCAGACAGUGGCGUACCCGCUGGACGUGGUGCGGCGGCGGCUGCAGAUGGUGGGGUGGAAGGACGCGGCCAGCGUGCUCAGAGCCGACGGUACGGUGGCAGCGGCACCGCAGUACACCGGGAUGAUAGACGCUUUCCGGAAGACGGUGCAGACGGAGGGAGUCAAGGCGCUCUACAAGGGGCUUGUCCCAAACUCUGUGAAGGUGGUGCCAUCCAUCGCCAUUGCCUUCGUCACGUACGAGAUCAUGAGAGACUUGCUCAAGGUGGAAAUUCGCAUCUCAGAUUGACACUGCAGUUGCAUGGGCAUCAUCGGUCAUCUCUCCUUACAUCCGCAUUGGCUGCCAUCAUGCAUUAGGGGAUGCUGUUAUGGGUGGCACGGUGUAUUGCGGCUCGGCUUGUGGUCUGUUAUGGCUGUUCUCGCACUCAUCUACGGCCAGGAGCUAGGGAAGGAAUGCAUAUUUGUACUGUAGGAUUAGGUACGAUUGCAAUCAUUUUGCAAUUAAUAGACAUCAGGUUA
Messenger RNA from Closterium sp. NIES-67, 867 nucleotides. NCBI's taxonomy places the organism in Eukaryota, Viridiplantae, Streptophyta, Zygnematophyceae, Desmidiales, Closteriaceae. The record is from the annotation of a GenBank genome assembly.